Molecule: messenger RNA, 4900 nt
Organism: Oldenlandia corymbosa var. corymbosa
Lineage: Eukaryota; Viridiplantae; Streptophyta; Magnoliopsida; Gentianales; Rubiaceae
Source: the annotation of a GenBank genome assembly
UCCACCACCAUCACCACCCACCUUCUACAAUGGAUCCCACCUUUUUUAUUAAAACCCCAAAAAAGAAAAAGAACCUUUCUUUUUUCAUAUUUAUUCAUUUUUCUCUCAAAUCAUAAUUGAAAAAUCAGUAAAAAAUGGAGAAAAUAAAAAUUACGGAAGUUAAUUCGUCAUCACACCGAUCUCUGUCUCUUCUGUACUACGCAUUGAACUUUCAACCCCACCAAACCUUCUCAUCCUCCCCGCCUCAUUUACUCUUUUUAUCAUUAUCACUGUGAAAACAAUAUAUAUGUAUAUAAAUAUGUACUGAUAUUGUUUAAACAAUCAAAAAGUCUCUCAAUAGUCAGUGUUUUCUUUUCUUUUUGUGUCUAAAUCUCUCUUAUUCAACGCCACUGGCAGUCAUUUGAGGUUUUAUUGAUCCAACCAAAAUAUAUAAUAAAAAGGGUCUGUGAGAGAGUGGGAGAGAGACCCAAAUUUAUCCCAAACUUGGGUUUCUCUCGAAAGAAAAGAAUCUCAGCUCAAAAGGGUCAGCUUUGAAGAAACACAAAAAAAAAAAGUUUUGAUUUUUUUAUUGGUUCGGUUAUAAAUUUUUUGUGUAAAUGAAUAGUGGGGAGUUUUUAUAAUUGAAGAGUUAAAUCCCCCUUUGACAUUAUUACUGUUGUGUGUGUGUGUGUAUAUGUGUUGUUGUUAGUGUAUCAUUUUCAGUCAUUCUUUAAUGUGGGGUUGGCGUUUCUUGUGAUGGGUUCUUAAGAGAGUGGCCUAAAAGAAUAACAAGAAGGAAAAAAAUAAAGAGGCAAUGGUUCCUUGAGAGCUUGAUUGUCUCUGUGUCUCUCUGUAUAUUUCUGUCUGUCUGUGUUUUUUAGUGAGGGAGAAAGAGGGAAGAGGCCACAGUGUCUUUCUGUUUUUUCCAUUGUGAAGGUGUUUUAAGGAGGGGCACUCACUGCAGAGUGAGUGCGUUUAAUUUUUUGUUUUUGGAUGGCUACCAAAGGGAGGCUUGUUGCUGGUUCACAUAACCGAAAUGAGUUUGUAGUAAUCAAUGCAGAUGAAAUUGGAAGAGUCACCUCCGUGAAGGAAUUGAGUGGGCAGAUUUGUCAGAUUUGUGGGGAUGAGGUUGAAUUUACUGUAGACGGAGAGCCAUUUGUGGCCUGCAACGAAUGUGCUUUCCCUGUUUGUAGACCUUGUUAUGAAUAUGAGAGAAGAGAGGGAAAUCAAGCCUGUCCUCAAUGCAAAACCCGAUACAAACGCAUAAAAGGGAGUCCAAGAGUGGAAGGUGAUGAAGAUGAGGAUGAAUUUGAUGAUUUGGAGCAUGAGUUUGAUUAUGACCCACACCAGAUUGCAGAGGCAGCGCUUGCUGCUCGUCUUAAUACCGGCCGUGGUGGUCAUGUUAAUGCGUCUGGUAUCACUACACCGUCAGAGAUGGAUUCAGCUCUUGGCUCCGAGAUUCCCCUCCUCACCUAUGGUCAAGAGGACGAUGGGAUUUCAGCCGAUAAGCAUGCUCUAAUUAUUCCUCCUUUCAUGGGCCGUGGAAAGAAAGUUCAUCCUGUGCCAUUUACUGAUAGUUCCAUGUCCUUGCCACCUCGUCCAAUGGACCCUAAAAAGGAUCUGGCAGUUUAUGGAUAUGGUACUGUCGCAUGGAAAGAUAGAAUGGAAGAAUGGAAGAGAAAGCAGAAUGAGAAACUUCAAGUGGUUAAACAUCAAGGUGAAAAAGGUGGUGGCAAUGGUGGCGAUGAGCUGGAUGAUCCUGACCUGCCAAUGAUGGACGAAGGCAGACAGCCCCUUUCUAGAAAGUUACCCAUCCCAUCAAGCAAGAUCAGUCCUUACAGAAUGAUCAUUCUAAUUCGAAUGGCUGUUCUUGGCUUAUUUUUCCAUUAUAGAAUCCGUCAUCCUGUGAAUGAUGCAUAUGGAUUGUGGCUAACUUCAAUCAUUUGUGAAAUAUGGUUUGCUGUAUCAUGGAUCUUUGAUCAAUUUCCAAAGUGGUUUCCUAUUGAGCGAGAGACAUACCUUGAUAGAUUAUCACUGAGGUACGAAAAGGAAGGGAAGCCCUCUGAGUUAGCUGCCGUUGAUGUAUUUGUCAGUACAGUGGAUCCGUUGAAAGAGCCUCCACUUAUCACUGCAAAUACAGUUCUCUCUAUUCUGGCUGUGGAUUACCCAGUGGACAAAGUUUCCUGUUAUGUAUCUGAUGAUGGUGCUGCUAUGCUUACUUUUGAGGCUCUUUCUGAGACAUCUGAGUUUGCAAGAAAAUGGGUUCCCUUCUGCAAGAAGUUCUGCAUAGAGCCUCGAGCUCCAGAAUGGUACUUCGCUCAGAAGGUUGAUUAUCUUAGGAAUAAAGUUGAUCCUACAUUUGUGAGGGAACGCCGUGCAAUGAAGAGAGAGUAUGAGGAGUUCAAAGUCAGGAUAAACGGGCUUGUUGCCACGGCUCAAAAGGUUCCUGAGGAUGGUUGGACCAUGCAAGAUGGAACUCCUUGGCCUGGAAAUCUAGUUAGGGAUCAUCCUGGAAUGAUUCAGGUAUUCCUGGGUAGUAAUGGUGUUCAUGACAUUGAAGGAAAUGAGUUGCCCCGUCUAAUUUAUGUUUCUCGUGAGAAAAGGCCAGGAUUUGAGCACCACAAGAAAGCUGGAGCCAUGAAUGCUUUGAUUCGGGUUUCAGCAGUAAUCUCAAAUGCCCCUUACCUACUGAAUGUUGAUUGUGAUCAUUACAUCAAUAACAGCAAAGCACUUCGAGAAGCUAUGUGCUUCAUGAUGGACCCCACAUCAGGGAAGAAAAUAUGUUAUGUGCAGUUUCCUCAGAGAUUUGAUGGGAUCGAUCGUCAUGAUCGAUACUCAAAUCGCAAUGUUGUCUUCUUUGAUAUAAAUAUGAAAGGGCUUGAUGGGAUUCAGGGUCCAAUUUAUGUUGGAACGGGUUGUGUCUUCAGGAGGCAAGCACUUUAUGGAUAUGAUGCUCCAAAAAAGAAGAAAGCCCCAGGCAAAACUUGCAAUUGUUUGCCAAAGUGGUGUUGCUGUUGUUGCCGAUCUAGGAACAAGAACAAGAAGGGGAAAUCAAAGGAUAAGAAGAAGACAAAAGGCAGGGAAACAUCAACUCAAAUACAUGCUCUUGAAAAUAUUGAAGAAGGAAUUGAAGGAAUUGAUAAUGAAAAGUCAUCCCUCAUGCCUCAGAUUAAGUUCGAGAAAAAGUUUGGACAAUCUCCGGUAUUUAUUGCCUCUACACUUCUUGAAGAUGGUGGUGUUCCUCCAGGGGCAUCGCCCUCAGCUCUCUUAAAAGAAGCCAUCCAUGUGAUCAGCUGUGGUUAUGAAGACAAAACAGAGUGGGGCAGAGAGGUACUUAGCUUUAUUCUUAUUUCAUUUUCAAAUCUUCUCUAAAUUUUGUAGAGCUAGACUGCAAUAUGAACCUGAUUGAGUUACGUGUACCAGGUUGGUUGGAUUUAUGGAUCUGUUACUGAGGACAUCUUGACUGGGUUCAAGAUGCAUUGCCAUGGCUGGCGGUCAGUGUACUGCAUCCCUAAAAGGCCUGCAUUCAAGGGUUCUGCUCCUAUCAAUUUGUCAGAUCGUUUGCACCAAGUUCUUCGAUGGGCCUUAGGUUCUGUUGAAAUUAUGUUGAGCAAACAUUGUCCAAUUUGGUAUGGGUAUGGUUGCGGAUUGAAGCCCCUGGAGCGGUUCUCAUACAUAAACUCAGUUGUCUAUCCGUUGACAUCCAUUCCCCUGAUUGCUUAUUGUACCUUGCCAGCUGUUUGUCUGCUAACUGGGAAGUUCAUCGUCCCAGAGGUAAUGUUACAAGAUUUUCCUCUUGAAAGUGAAAAGCUGUUACUGUUUUAGUCUGUUGCAUGUAAGUAUCUCUGCUAACAAAGUUCAUUUCUUUCUCUACAGAUUAGCAACUAUGCAAGUAUUAUAUUCAUGGGUAUGUUUAUAUUAAUUGCUGCAACUAGUAUCUUAGAAAUGCAGUGGGGAGGUGUUGGCAUCGAUGACUGGUGGAGAAAUGAGCAGUUCUGGGUUAUUGGUGGUGUUUCUUCACAUCUUUUUGCUCUUUUCCAAGGUCUACUCAAGGUGUUGGCUGGUGUUGACACAAACUUUACUGUUACAUCGAAAGCAGCUGAUGAUGGAGAGUUUUCCGAGCUCUAUCUAUUUAAGUGGACAUCACUGUUGAUCCCCCCAUUGACCUUGUUAAUAAUUAACAUCAUAGGGGUCGCUGUUGGGGUGUCGGAUGCGAUCAAUAAUGGGUAUGAAUCAUGGGGUCCACUCUUUGGCAAGCUAUUCUUUGCCUUCUGGGUGAUUAUCCACUUGUACCCAUUCCUCAAAGGUUUGAUGGGAAAGCAGAAUGGAGUUCCAACGAUUAUUGUCGUCUGGUCCAUACUGCUAGCUUCAAUCUUCUCUCUUUUGUGGGUCAGAAUCAACCCCUUCCUGGACAAGGGUGGUCUUGUAUUAGAAGUUUGUGGAUUGGAUUGUGAGUAAGAUGAUAUGCAUAAAGAGAUAGGAAACUUGUAGAUGGUUGAGAGACAGAAGAAAAGGACCCAUUCAUGGGACGAAGAAGAAGUAUAUCCCAGUACACAAAAUGUGUUCAUUCAUGGAUAAUCACCAAAUGGCAUAAUUGAGUGGGGAAGAACCCCAUUCAUGGAUUGUUGUGUAGAUAAAACAGAUGAGCUUUAGAUACAAUUGAUAUUUGUUUGCAAAGUUAUCAUUGAUUCUUUUAAAGAAGUUUUGGGAUUUGUUUGGGAGGAAAAACAAAGAGGUGGAUGAAAAAAUCCUUGUAAUCCCAAAAGAACAUAAAUGUCUCAUAAUUUAUAUUCCCUUCUUACAAGGGACUCCAUACAAGAAACUGUUCUUAAACCCUUUUUUGUUUAAACUUGUGUAACAUUUCUCUUUUUCUCCUUCAAUUCUCCAGUUUAAUUUACUCUAGUUUUCUUCUGUUCUUGGA